AUGAAUGGGAAUUUAUUGCUGGAGGACUGUAAUCCAGAGUCAGAUUUCCAAGACUGGUCUUGGCAAGGCGAUUCUUUGAUGAAUCACGGCACGCAGAGCUGCCUCUCCGCGGUGGGGGCUGACAGAGUGCAGACAAGUCUCUGCGGCAGCGCGGGCUACACGCGCUGGGACUGCUCGAAUUCGCUGCUCUCUCCUCUGGGCAGCAGCCAGGGCUACUUGGUGGCAAACAGGAAAGGAGUCGCUCUCAAUAACGUGAGAGGCCUCAAGGCCCAAUGGCAAGAUAUUGCAGACAGGAGCGUGUGCGAGGAGAAAGCAGCCGAGGCGGAGGAAGACAGGUACUUCCCUGCAGCCCUUGCCAGCACACACGUGUAUGAGCACACAGCAGGCAACGCGAACCUUGAGCUGGGUAUAGGUCAAGAAGAGCUGGAGAACCUGCUCUGGUUCUUCCGCAGAGAAGACCCGUCAACGUGGAAUUACUCCAUCCUUGCGCUUUCCUUCGUGGCCAUGAUUUUGGCUCUUCUCCUUCUGGGCAUUAACAUUGUGCGAAACAGGAAAAGGAAGAUCCACAUGUAUAAAGAAGCAGUGCAAACGGCGCAGCAGGCUGAGCUGGAAGCCAAGCAAGCCCUGAUGCCUAUGCAGGAGUACAGCCCGGCCGAACUGCGAAAGCAGGAGCUGGUGCCCCAGGAUCAGAGACCAGGAGAAGUGGUGGUCCAGUGGAAGGACGGGAACGUCACGUCUCUGUACACAGAGAGGUCUGAGGAUGCUCUAUAACGGCAGCUGAAGUCAAACCAU
Molecule: messenger RNA, 792 nt
Organism: Gymnogyps californianus (California condor)
Lineage: Eukaryota; Metazoa; Chordata; Aves; Accipitriformes; Cathartidae
Gene: SLC51B
Product: solute carrier family 51 subunit beta
Exons: 4
Coding region: 1-771 (256 amino acids)
Biological process (GO): bile acid and bile salt transport
Cellular component (GO): plasma membrane
Molecular function (GO): protein heterodimerization activity; transmembrane transporter activity
Source: RefSeq, a predicted model, not a curated record